AUGCCUCUCAGUACUAGUGCUAACAAUAUGCCCACCAGCACUAGUGGCAGUAAUACAUCCAUCAUCACUAGUGGUAUUAGUUCCUCUGUCAGUACAUCUACUACCAGCACACUCACCAGCAAUAGUAGUACAAAUAUGCCUCACAGUACUAGUACUAACAAUAUGCCCACCAGCACUAGUGGCAGCAAUACAUCCAUUAUCACUAGUGGUAUUAGUUCCUCUGUCAGUACAUCUACUACCAGCACACUCACCAGCAAUAGAAGUACAAAUAUGCCUCACAGUACUAAUACUAGCAAUAUGCCCACCAGCACUAGUGGCAGCAAUACAUCCAUUAUCACUAGUGGUAUUAGUUCCUCUGUCAGUACAUCUACUACCAGCACACUUACCAGCAAUAGUAGUACAAAUAUGCCUCACAGUACUAAUACUAACAAUAUGUCCACCAGCACUAGCAGUAGCUAUACAUCCAUUAUCACUAGUAGUACUAGUUCCUCUGUCAGUACUUCGAUUAUCAGUACAACCACCAGUUCUAGUAGUACAAAUAUGCCUAGCAGUACUAGUGCUAACAAUAUACCUAUAAGUACAACCAGUAUACCUAUCACUAUUAGUACUACAAGUAUGCCUAUUGUUACUAGUGCUACCAGCAUGUCUAUAAGAACCAGUGCAACUAGUACAACUAUCAGUACUGAUAUGACUAAAGUUACUAGUGCUACCAAUAUAACCAGCAGUGCUACUAAUACAAUUAAAAAUACUCCAACAACAGCUGUUAUCAGUCAAGCAGCACAGUCUCUCCUAACAUCACCUGCAGGACUCACUACCACUAAAUCCAGUGAGAAAAUAACCACAUCCAUUGCAUCCAAGCCAACAACUACAGUCAGUUUCUACCUGGUCCUAAUGAAUAUCUCAGUGUCAGGUGGCAGUAUAAAUGAGGACUUGGCUCUUGAACUUACAAAAAACAUGAUGAAUCUUAUUUUGAAGGAUACAGAUUUUGCAGUGGUUCAGCUUAAGGUGAAUUUACGCUACAGUAAUGACCCUUUGGAUGAACCUGAACAAAGUGCCAAAAUAAAGAGGAGUGAAAUAAGAGAUAGCGCAGAUUUCAUAUUUGAGUCAAAACUGGCCUUGUUGGCAACUUCGUCUGAAACCCAUGAUACCUUGACCAAAAGCUUGACAAAUCUCUUGAAGAACUUUAAUUACACAGAUACACAGCUGCAAAUGAACCUCUCUGUAAUGUCUGUUAGAGUGCAGCAUUUAGUUCUAGGGCGAUGUCCUCAAGAGACUAUGAUUUCCGGUAAUAAAGGAACAUAUGAAUGGAUGGCAGAAGAUCCAACAGAAACUGCCAUGCAUCCAUGUCAAAAAAACCCAGAGGAAUUUGCUACCAGAUAUUGCAAUAUUAACAUCACUACUGAACGUCCAAAUUGGGAAAAUCCAGAUGUGGAAAGAUGCUUGCCCAUCCAGGCUUUUCCUGAAACUAUAAAAGAGCUUCAAAAUAUUGUUGUAACCUUAGAAAAUGCCAACACUUUAGCCAAGCACAUUUUAAAUCUAAUCAAGGACUUUGAAACGUUAUCAAGAGAUGAGACAAAUAUCAUACUCACCAAAAUUUCUGAAAUUGUUGGCUUGGGAGGUUUCAAUCUGAUGAGGGCACAGACUUUGUUAGCCAUUCUUAACAACAUCAUGAUAAAGGGAGCGGAAUUGUGGACUUUUACCAAUAGGAUUUUGAAUCUCACAGAGAAAAUUGGAUACAUAAUGGAUUUUUCUGGCAUGACAGCCAGUGUCAUCGAAGCAACUAUGGCUUUUUCCGUGUCAAACGUUCAAUUUUACACUUUUGAGGAAAUCUAUUUUACUGUGAAAUCAUAUGAGCAAGGAAAAAAUCCUGAGAUAACCCUACAGAAAGUACCAGUAGACCAGGCUGUAGCUUAUGUAUAUUUGCCUCAGGAAAUAAAAAACCAUGUUGAUGCUGCCAUAUCCAAAGUACAGUUUAACUUCUUUGGUAAAACAUCUCUUUUUAAGGACUACAGUUGCAGCAGUACUUUAAACACUUAUGUUAUAAGUGCCAGUAUUGAAGGGACCAGGAUCCAGGGACUAAAUGAGCCAGUGCUUUUAACUUUAAGGCAUAUUAUAGAAAAUAAGAAUGAGAAGCCAGUGCAGUGUGUAUUUUGGGACUUUAAUGCAAAUAACAGGAUGGGUGGAUGGAACUCCUCAGGAUGUUCAGUACAAUAUGGAAAUGCCAACUACACAACCUGUUAUUGCACACACCUUACCCACUUUGGAGUUCUUCUGGAUCUUUCCAGAGAAGAUGUUGACCCUUCGAAUGAUCGCAUAAUGAGCCUGUUGACCUAUGCGGGGUGUGGGAUUUCUUCUCUUUUUUUAGGAGUAUCUCUAGUGACAUAUUUGGCAUUUAAGUCACUAAGGAAAGAUUAUCCAUCAAAGAUUUUAAUGAAUCUGUCAGUUGCUCUAAUCAUGCUGAACCUGGUCUUCCUGAUGAACAACUGGUUAUCAUCGUUUCAGGAUUAUGGCCUGUGCAUCACCUGUGCUGCCUUACUCCAUUACUUUUUGCUGGCAUCAUUUACAUGGAUGGGGCUAGAAGCUGUCCACAUGUACUUUGCAUUUGUCAAAGUAUUUAAUUUGUAUAUCCGUAACUACAUACUAAAAUUCUGCCUUGUUGGAUGGGGUAUACCUGCAAUUGUUGUUGCCAUUGUACUGAGUAUAAAGCGAGAUUACUAUGGAAGUGGAUCUCAUCAUAUACAUUAUGCUGUCACUGAAGAGACUGAAUUAUUCUGCUGGAUUCAGAACAAUGUGGUAUUUUAUGUGACAGUUGUUGGCUACUUCUGCUUCAUAUUCCUAACCAAUAUAGCCAUGUUCAUUGUGGUGUUCAUUCAGAUUAACACAUUAAAAUCUAAAAGGAUGAAGGACUGGAAGUCUUCCUUCAUUCGUGACUUAAAAAGCACAAUUAGCCUUGCUUUUUUACUUGGAUUGACAUGGGGAUUCGCUUUCCUUGCCUGGGGCCCUGUCAAAAUUGCCUUUUUGUACCUGUUUUCCAUUUUCAACACAUUACAAGGCAAGUUAGUGUCUUGCUUAGGGUAAAAUGUAGAAAAUAACUGAGCACUGGAUGCAUAUGAAAUAUGUUUUAGGUAAUAACUAUUGCAAACUAGCCAAAGGAUUGGUUGAUUGGCAUCUUGCUGACAGUGUUCUUUUCAAAUGUAAUAUUUUUAGUACAAGAAUGGAACCUGUUAUCCAUAAUGCUUAGGACCUGGGGGUUUC
This is a messenger RNA of Xenopus laevis (African clawed frog), 3255 nucleotides long. RefSeq names its product adhesion G-protein coupled receptor G4-like (gene adgrg4.L). The transcript has 18 exons. The record is from RefSeq and is a predicted model, not a curated record. Bases 1 to 3078 code for a protein of 1025 amino acids. NCBI's taxonomy places the organism in Eukaryota, Metazoa, Chordata, Amphibia, Anura, Pipidae.